AUGUCGAAUAUACCCCUAGUCUAUCGCGGCCGCCGCUCGCCACCACCCGCGACCGUCGCUCCCCGCCACCCGCCGCCGGCGACCACCGGCGCCCACAGCCGGCCGCUGUCGGCGACCACCGUCGCCCACCCUCACUGCCCGCGACCACCACCGCCCACCCUCACCGCCCGUGACCACUGCCACCCACCCCCGCCGCCCGCGACCACCACCGGCCGCCGGCGACUACCACGCCCGUCGUCGCCGCCGCCGCCAGCCACCUCUGGCCGCCGUCGCCGCCGGUUGUCGUUGUCGUUGUCGCCGGUUGCAAUCCUAAAUAUGUACACUGAAUAA
Zingiber officinale is the source of this 330-nucleotide messenger RNA. Its product is annotated as neural Wiskott-Aldrich syndrome protein-like. The record is from RefSeq and is a predicted model, not a curated record. The coding region runs from base 1 to 330 and encodes 109 amino acids. Lineage: Eukaryota; Viridiplantae; Streptophyta; Magnoliopsida; Zingiberales; Zingiberaceae. The transcript has a single exon.